AUGGAAGAGAACAGGUGGUUUUUGUCUGUCAUUCAGAGUGACUUCUUGGACGGGAAGAUUGAUUUAAAGAUGACAAUGAAGCUACUUGAAAAACUGCAAAUGCUUUGUGAUUAUGCACACGUGAAACAUGUUUUCAGGAAAACAAUUGACAAACGGAAGGAUCACAUGAUUAACAUAGAAGACUUCAGGGCAAUUUAUCGAACUAUUGUACACAGACCUGAAUUUAAUGAACUUUUCCGUGUUUAUGCGCCAAACUCCAGAAUUCUAAGUUACACUGAGCUCAUUGAAUUUCUCAAAAAAGAACAACAUGAAACUGAAGCUUGUGAAACAACUGCCUUAGAAAUUAUUUUAAAGCAUGAACCCAUUGAAGAAGUGAGGAAAAAAAGGCAGAUGUCAUUUGAAGGAUUUGUGAGGUACUUGAUCUCAGAAGACAGUUCGGUAUUUAAAAGUGAUCACAGGACCGUCUACCAAGAUAUGAACCACCCAUUAUGUGACUAUUUUAUUUCAUCUUCUCACAACACCUACUUGGUAUCUGACCAACUAAUAGGGCGCAGUGAUUUAUGGGGAUAUGUCAGUGCUCUCUUAAAAGGAUGUCGUUGUCUGGAAAUUGACUGCUGGGAUGGCUCAGACAAUGAACCUGUUGUGUAUCAUGGUCACACUUUAACGAGCAAAAUUUCAUUUCAUUCUGUAAUUCAAGUGAUAGACAAGUAUGCAUUUGCGGCAUCUGACUAUCCAGUUAUACUGUCUUUGGAGAACCACUGCAGCCCUAAGCAACAGGAAGUAAUAGCAGACUAUUUAGAAACUAUUCUAGGUGACAAACUUCUUACUUCACCAAUUGGUGAUGCAGCAGUGACUCAACUACCUUCUCCUGAGGCAUUGAAAUUCAAAAUUCUGAUAAAAAAUAAGAAAGUUGGAACAAUUGAGGAAGGUAUGCUCAGAAAAGAUGUUGACAGUCACGGUGAAACUAUGGAAAUUUCUGAUUCUGAAGAUCUAUCUGAUGAAGAUGAGACUGAUGAAAAACGCCGUCUUGUCCAAAGGACGAGUUCGCGCAAAAGAAAAUGUGAACGUAAACCUUCACCUCCACCUCGAAAAAAGGCAAAGAAGAAGAAGACAAAAAUUGCCCUUGCGUUGUCGGACCUUGUGAUUUAUACCAAAUCUCAGAAGUUUGUGAGCUUUGAUUAUUCCUUAGCUAAUCAGAAGUGCUAUGAAAAUAAUUCAAUUGGAGAGGUUCGAGCACAAAAAUUUGCAAAACAUUCAG
This is a messenger RNA of Mesitornis unicolor (brown roatelo), 1258 nucleotides long. RefSeq names its product phospholipase C, zeta 1 (gene PLCZ1). The record is from RefSeq and is a predicted model, not a curated record. Gene Ontology annotation, cellular component: nucleus. NCBI's taxonomy places the organism in Eukaryota, Metazoa, Chordata, Aves, Mesitornithiformes, Mesitornithidae. The annotation marks the transcript as partial. Gene Ontology annotation, molecular function: phosphatidylinositol-4,5-bisphosphate phospholipase C activity. Gene Ontology annotation, biological process: lipid metabolic process; positive regulation of cytosolic calcium ion concentration involved in egg activation; intracellular signal transduction. The transcript is spliced from 8 exons.